GAGCUUCUGUCUGUCUGUGGGAUAAAGUUAGAGGAGCAACUCUGAAUCAACUCCUCUCUGGAUAGCUCUCUCGCGCGUCUCUGCCGCUCGUCAUCACAGUGCCAUCUCUCAGUAUUCACCAUGGAGGAAGGUAACCCCGGGCUGCCCGAUCUGAGAGAUAUAGAGACUAAGCUGGGGCUGAAGGUCCCGGAUGGUCUGAUCCGCUCUCUGUAUGCAGGGAAGCCGCAGGAGAGGAGCUCUCUGUGCGCACUGUCCGCUAACAGUGCGGACCUGCAGAGGCUGCAGAGCAAGAUGCUGUUCCUCAGACAGGAAAUGGCACACCUGCGAGCCAUCGACGUGAAGCUGAUGCAGCAGCUCAUGUCCAUCAACGAGGGCAUCGAGUCGGUACGGUGGCUGAUAGAGGACAAAGGGGGCGCUGCCAGUCAGGAGGGCAGCCUGACGGGCAGCCUGUACAGCCUGACAGACAGCCAGGAGGGGGGCUCGCUGCAGGGCAGCCUCAGCAGCCUGAACGAUGGGGGCAGCGACGGGCUGGACGCUCUGUCUGUGGGCAGUUACCUGGACACUCUGGAGGACCUGCCCGACGAACCCUCGCCCACAGAUCUCGACAGUUUUAUGGAAAAAACGGUUAUCGAUGGUGACACUUUCAGCAAGUCGCCUCUGAAACUCAGGGUUGAAUCAGAUGAAUACUACUGCUUUGGAUAAUGAUCAGCUAAACACAGAGACUCCUGAGAUAUCCUGUGUGGAGAAAGAUUUUAAAAAGUCUUAUUUUUUCCCAACAUGCUUUACAUUUUCUGUUACCAAAUGUCUCCUUACAAACACACCUCACCAAACCUUAACGUUGCACCAAAUUGUGAAAACUGUCUCACAAUUCUUUAUGUCUUAAUAUUUUAUUGUGCAGGUCAAUUCAAUUAUAAAGGUGCUGAUUUUAUUUAUUGUGGAGUUAUCUAAUACCUCAGCAGUUUAUUUUCAAACUUAGUGUACUAAAAUUCCUGAAGAUGGGGUGAUUAAAAGUAGUCUUCCUUAUCUGUGGACAAUGUAUUGUUGCGUUAGGUCAAGCACAAUCUUAGUGAAGGAGUAGAUUAGGAUUUAGCAGCCAUUUGGAAAAUUGGACAUUUCAUGCUGAGUUGGUAAACCGUUUAAAGCUGAAGUGUUAAAGCAGCAAAGUGCAAUUAGCUUCCAUGCCAAAUUCAGAGCACCGCCUACUAUAAAGCUUUUAAUGAUUUCUUACUGAACUGUUUCGACUGAUGGGAGUUCCUUACUCACGAGAUUAGCAGCACAUCCAAAGAACAGAUGCUUGACUGAAAACAGAGCGAUGUGAUGGUCUCACAGAUAAUUCAGGCCUGAGGCAGAGAUGUAUUAAUGGUGGACAGAUGGGAAACACGUGUUUGCUUUGUGGGCACACUUUAAUUCUCUGUCACAAAAAAUAGCGUUACAUGUUUCAGCUUUACAUUUUGAAUUUUUAUACUUUUAUGCUUCUGAAAUGUUUUUAUUGAUUGCUGUUGAUGUUGUUGUGGAAAUGAAAUAAUACAUUUAGAUUCUCCUUCUGCUCACAUUGUGUUAUUCUUUAAUGGGAAAAA
This is a messenger RNA of Trematomus bernacchii (emerald rockcod), 1577 nucleotides long. RefSeq names its product leucine rich adaptor protein 1-like. Lineage: Eukaryota; Metazoa; Chordata; Actinopteri; Perciformes; Nototheniidae. The transcript has 2 exons. Gene Ontology annotation, biological process: positive regulation of canonical NF-kappaB signal transduction. Bases 121 to 702 code for a protein of 193 amino acids. The record is from RefSeq and is a predicted model, not a curated record.